Molecule: messenger RNA, 348 nt
Organism: Cebus imitator (Panamanian white-faced capuchin)
Lineage: Eukaryota; Metazoa; Chordata; Mammalia; Primates; Cebidae
Product: small integral membrane protein 3-like
Exons: 3
Coding region: 1-348 (115 amino acids)
Source: RefSeq, a predicted model, not a curated record
AUGGGCAGAGGGCCUUCACAGACUUCAGGCAGCGGGGAUUCUAGAGGAGAUGUUUUACAGAUGGAGGAAGGAGGACGGAGGCAACAAGCCAACGUCUGCUUGCCUGCUAUCUGGUACAUCACCAAGGUGACAGCAGCUGGCAACGUGGAUGCAGCCAGCCAAGGCCCCAUGGAAGUUGUGCUUCUCAAGCACACCCUGGAUGUCUGGGUCACUGUCUUCAGCAUCCUGGCCAUCGUCAUCAUGACGUCCUCGUUGCUAUGCCCAGGCACUGCAGUCAUCAUCUAUCUCAUGCAGACCCAUCGGGUCUUCAGUGGGGCUGUCCACCAGCCUCCCAAGAGGGCCAGGUGA